Messenger RNA from Polyodon spathula (Mississippi paddlefish), 4028 nucleotides. Its product is annotated as inositol-pentakisphosphate 2-kinase-like. NCBI's taxonomy places the organism in Eukaryota, Metazoa, Chordata, Actinopteri, Acipenseriformes, Polyodontidae. The transcript has 13 exons. Gene Ontology annotation, biological process: inositol phosphate biosynthetic process. Bases 144 to 1622 code for a protein of 492 amino acids. Gene Ontology annotation, cellular component: nucleus. The record is from RefSeq and is a predicted model, not a curated record. Gene Ontology annotation, molecular function: ATP binding; inositol-1,3,4,5,6-pentakisphosphate 2-kinase activity.
UUGUACAAAGCGGUAGUAGUCAGUCGGUGUGCCUGUGUGAAACAGACAGACUCACUUCAGUUUGUUAUUUAUGGUUUAUAACAAUUACUUGUCGAAAGAACCAGCACAUUAAAGGAGACGAACACUUCAAAACCACCUGUGUUAUGGAAGUGGACAAAAUGGACCAGAACGAGUGGAAAUAUCACGGAGAAGGGAACAAGAGCCUUGUGGUCUCUCAUAUUCAGCACUCUCAAGUUCUGCGCUUUUUAAAAUAUCCAGCUGAAGAACCUGGAAACUCCCAUAAGGCAGCAAAGGAAGCAUUUGGCCAUCUACAGAACAUUGUUGACUUUAGUAAGAAUGUCAUGAAGCCGUUUCUGGGAGAGAAUUAUGUCCAUCAUGGGGAGGUUGUACAUCUACCAUUGGAUUUUGUUAGGCAGCUCUCUUUAAAGGUUGAACAAGAAAGACCAGAAUCCCGCUGUGAUAAGGUGAUGGAUAUUUUCAGCGGCUAUGCAUUGUGCCUACCAAAUCUAACCAAACUGCAGACUUGUCGUUUCAGUGAAAGCGGGCCCCCGCUUUGUAUAGAAAUAAAGCCAAAAUGUGGUUUUCUGCCUUUUUCAAGUCACGUCACAAAGGAUGUUAAACACAGAGUGUGUCGAUUCUGCAUGCAUCAACACCUAAAGUUAGCUAAUGGAAAGUGGAAAAGAAUGAGUCGAUACUGCCCUCUUGACCUUUUCUCGGGAAACAAACAGAGAAUGUCCUUUGCCUUAAAGAACUUGCUACAAGAGGCACAAAACAACCUGAAAAUCUUUAAGAAUGGGGAGCUAAUAUAUGGUUGUAAGGAUGACAAGGAUUGCCUGCAGGACUUGAAUGAACUCACUCAACACUUGAAACCAUACUUCUUUCCUGCCAAUGGUCUAAUCCACGGUCCACAUUGCACAAGGACCGUUAUCAAUGAACUCGUUAACGUGAUCACAACAGCAUUGCUAAGUAACUCGGGCACCUGCAGGACAGGUGAAAUCAGGAAGGUGCACAUUUCAGAGGGAAGGGCCCACUGCGAUGCAAGCCACUUCCACAGAGACAUCCUAAGGAAAGGUAAAGGUCAUUGUGGUCUGCCUAAAGAUUGCGUUCUUUCUAAGAUUCUCCAAACUCAGAUGCUGGAUAAUGUAGAUAUUGAAGGACUUCACCCCUUGUAUAAUCGAGUGGAACAAUAUUUGGGGGAAUUCCCUAAAGAAAGGAUCAGAUUACAGAUCGAUGGGCCGUACAACGAAAAUUGCUUUGAAAAAUUGCGAAAUUCACAAUCUGAAGAUGAUGGAACAGUUGACUACGCAGUUCGAAAGGUUCAACAGUACAGGGUAGCAAUGACGGCAAAAGACUGCUCGAUAAUGAUUGCACUUUCACCUUGUUCAGAUGAUGAACUACCGGAGCCUAAUUUAGUGAUUCAAACAUUGAAGUCCAGGUUUACUUAUUCAGUGUCCAUCCUGGAUUUGGACCCUAAACCCUAUGAGAACAUUCGACAUCAGUAUAAGCUUGAUGGACAAAUAGUCAAUUUUUACCUGAAGAGCACACAGGCCAAACAAGACUCUCCAACUCCAAAUCUUUUCAUGGACAGUGAGGACUGCACAUUGGUUCUCCACUCGGUAUGAAUGCAUCAGGGGCGUUUUACAGCAUUUCCAUUCAAGCAUGAAUUCAAAACGGGAGGAGUUUCCAUUGCAGAGCUUAUGUUAUUUUCAUUUUGGUUCAGCAAUAUGCCAUAUGGUUUGGUGUGAAGAAUGGUGCAGCGAUUCUAUAUACUAUAGUAUACAUUAGAUGGUAUAUACUAUGGUAUACAUUUCUGCCAAGUCUAGCAGUGACAGAUGCAAGUUUCAUAUUCUUAAGACACUUUACAAAUAGCAGCUUGCAGAAAGUUUGAGCUGCAAGAAAUUAAUUUUUAAUUAGAAUCAUGUAAAAAAAAUAAAAUUAAAGCACAGUGAUUUAAGUAGCAUGGACAUUUUUGACUAUGCUUACACCUUAUUUGUGGCAUUCACACACAACAAAACAUACAGUUUGCUAACUUCUUGCUGCAGUGUAAAGUUUGCAUUAUUUAGCUUUCCAUAAAGGACAGUAUUUUCUAUUCAUUCAAUUUUUACUGCAAAAAUAUUCAAAAUCCUUUUUUUUUUGUUGGCUUCAAUUCUUGGAGAACACUGGUCCUACUGGUUACUUGACAAAACCUAUUUUAGUCCAUGUAGAUCUGAAAUGCAAAACAUCUGGUUGUUUAGAUAUAAAGGAAUCUCAUGGGCACCUGGGUGACCAGUAUACCCUGAACAAUGAGAAUUCAAGUUAAUAAUUUCCAUCUUCAGAAAAUUAGGUGCCUGUUGUGAAUGGUGGUGAGUGCCUCACUUGCUGUAACACUAACAGUCAAGCAACUCAUUUCCUUGAAAUAAUAAUUCAAGGAGCAUGGAAAAGCAUUCAAAGCGAUUUCCUUAAUUAAUGCUUUGCUUAUUUCACAUGAAUUUAAAACUGAGUGAAUACAAUGGCCAUGCUGUUCCAUUCCAUGUUUAAUAGGUAGAAUUAAUUUAUUCAGCCUGGGGUUUUAUUACUUCAUUUUAAUAAUUUAAGGACCUGGUUGGAACAAAGAUCUAGAUAUGAAAGUGCCAACAUUGCCUACCCCUGGUCUGGUGGGGGGGAGUUAGUUAUUCACAUCAAAAAAAAGUGGUUUCAGUGUUUGUCACACAUUGUUUAGAGAGGGUGAAAUAAAAGAAAACAGACUAUCUAAUUGAACUGUAACUAACUGCAGAAUCUGAAUGGUGUACUAAACCAAAUUUGCCCUAUAUAGUUUGAAGAAAUCUAGUUAUGGGUGUUUUUGUUAACAGUUAAGCUGUGCCAUGUUGCCUUGACCAAGUUUUCAUUGAUCAGUGGUUGGAUAUUAAAUCAUUAAGUACUUCUGUUUGGCAAAAACCUUGAAGGAAUUUGAGGUUUAUGCAUGUGACAAAAAUGUCUACAUAACUAAAAAACUGCUGCUAAUUCAGAUAUCUUUCUUUGGUGAUCUUACUGUGCCAGUGUGGGUUGCGACUUUGUAGGAAAGUUUUUUAAAGAUUCAAAUAUGUUUUGGUAUUUUACUGUUUGUUUAAAUAGUGCACUUCAUUUAAAAUAACUCUGUGAUUAACUCUUUCAACACUGCAGACUUGUAAUGAGAGGUCUAGGAAAGGUAACAGCUGACCAGUAAACUGUUUGUGUGUAUGCCUAUUUUUUAUUUAUUUUUGCAAAUAGACACAAGCUGUUAAAUAAGUUAUCUUUAUGUAAAGUUACUUAGUGGUAGAUUCAAUAAAGAAAAAAAAAGGCAGCUUUAUGACCAGCAUUACUUCCCUGUUCCCUGGUAUGCAAACUUCCAGACACCCUUGAACAAAUUACAGAAUGAGCAAGUGUCAAAAUGAAGUUUGCCUCUGAAAAGUUUGAUUGAAUGCAGCCGUGGAUCAGGGAGAUUAUCAUGCUGAAAGUGUUAACACAGAGACUCACAAAUAUGACCACUUUGCCAAAAGAGAGCUAUCAGUGUUGUUUGAAAUUCGGCUUAUACCAAUCACAGCUGUAUUCAACUUAAAGUAACUGCCAUAUCUGUAUUGUUAACAAAUGUUUAAAAAAAAAAAAAAAAAAACACACUACAGAAAUAAUAAAAUAAUCAUUGUAUUUGAGCAUCUUAACUUCUCGCUGUAAUGGAUUCCAGGAUCUGAAAUGUGCACGAAGAAGCAUGUUGCCUAGGCAAGUAUUUAAUAAUUAGUUAUUGCCACAAUUGCAUCCAAGGGAGAUAUAUUCCUGAUAUUCAGCUGCAGAUUAGUUUAUCCUCCAGCUAGAAAGAUAUAUCAAAGCAUCAUACAAUUUCCUGUAUUAAACCAAACUAGCACAGGAGCUGGAUUCAAUUUACUAUAAACCUCCAGCAAUAACAAUAGUUUAUUAAACCUGUAACAUAUACCACCACUUCACAUCAAAGAAUAAAAAACAGUUAAACCAGGUAACUAACCCUGGGCAGAUUAAUGGGAUGGUUUGGGGAACCAUUACAUAAAUCAAACCUCUUUGUG